GUUGGAGAUUGCUCCUACUUUGAGAUUCUCAAACUGACGAUCAACCCAGCGCAAUCGAUAUAAGGAGAAUUUUCGAAGUUUGCGGUCUAGGAAGGCUCGUUACAUACAGAAAAUCAUGAUGCUCUCUCGACGUGCCUGCUACAAGUGUGGCAACAUUGGCCAUUACGCUGAGGUCUGCUCUUCUUCUGAGCGUCUCUGCUACAACUGCAAGCAGCCUGGACACGAAUCCAGCAGCUGCCCGCGCCCUCGUACUACCGAGACUAAGCAAUGCUACAACUGCCAAGGCCUAGGCCACGUUCAAGCGGAUUGUCCCACGUUGCGCCUCAACGGCGCCAACGGUCGUUGCUACAACUGCAGCCAGCCCGGCCACCUUGCUCGUAACUGCCCGGCUCCUGCAUCUGGUGCUCCUCGAGGCACUGGCGCUCCCCGUGGAGGAUUUGGUGGCGGUUUCCGCGGUGGAUAUGGCGGCUACCCUCGCGCUGCCACUUGCUACAAAUGCGGUGGCCCGAAUCACUUUGCCCGUGACUGUCAGGCCCAGGCUAUGAAGUGCUACGCCUGCGGAAAGCUUGGUCACAUCUCCCGCGACUGCACGGCUCCCAACGGUGGUCCCUUGAGCUCAGCUGGCAAGGUCUGCUACAAGUGUUCCCAGGCUGGUCAUAUCUCUCGGGACUGCCCUAACAAUGAGGCCACUACUGAGUCGGCUAUCCCUGCCGCCGCCACUGCUCCUGUAGCUGCUCCUGUAGCUGCUGCUGCUGCUGCUGUCGAGACUGAUGCUGGUCCUGUUGCGGCUGCAGCUCCUACCACCGCCGUCGCGUAGGAGGGAAAAGGCUAUCUCAAGUCAUCAUAAUGGCCAUACAGCCAUUUUUCCUUAUUUCUCUUCAUUUUAUACAUCGGACUUACCGGCCUAGGUUGGAUCCAUUUUUGUGUUUUCGUGCAUAUAUUACGCCCCUCAUGUUUCAUUUCUCGACACGUCCUUUUCCUUAUUCCUCUUAUGUAUACGGCGGACAAAAGUUUCACGAAGACUUAGGUUCCCUUACUGCUUGGAUCCUUUGCACGAUUCAGGGUCUUAUGAUUGGCGUCUAUUGUACUCCUCGGAUAUCUUUCUCAUUGAUACUAUAGGUGUGGCAAGGAGAGGAGGCGAGGCGGAGGGUUAAUCGAGCGCGAGCCGAAGUGUUGGUAUGCAGUGGAAUAGGCCUGGCUUCGAGACCAGGGUGGAUGGGAUUGUUCAAGUUGUGCUGAAGGUCGCCAGUGAGCAUGGAAAGGUGCCUGGUGCGAUGGUCACCUGCUCAUUGUGCGUGCGAUAUCCUUAUACUCGUCGAAAGUGAAGCAAAAAAAGGAGAAAAGCAAUAUUCAAUU
Molecule: messenger RNA, 1356 nt
Organism: Aspergillus nidulans FGSC A4
Lineage: Eukaryota; Fungi; Ascomycota; Eurotiomycetes; Eurotiales; Aspergillaceae
Gene: gisB
Product: putative zinc knuckle nucleic acid binding protein
Exons: 8
Coding region: 116-817 (233 amino acids)
Molecular function (GO): zinc ion binding; nucleic acid binding
Source: RefSeq, a predicted model, not a curated record